UGGCUGUGGAAAAUUAGUGUGAUGGGUGUGGCUUGUCUUUAAUUGUGAUGGAGAAAGCAGACUUUUGUUAGGUAGGCGUGCCUGCUGUUCCUUUUUCUCCUCGGCACAUCCUAAAAAGUGCACCCAAACAACACAAAAACCAUCUGAGAUCAGCAACAGCAUGGCUUAUCAUCCUGAGUUUAAGAAGGCAGGAGAAAAGCCUGGUCUGCAAGUAUGGAGGAUAGAGAAAAUGGAUUUGGUGGCACUCCCUCAGAAUCUGUAUGGGAGCUUCUAUACAGGAGAUACCUACAUUGUCCUCAAUACCAUCAAGCAACGUUUGGAUAGUCUACAAUAUGAUCUUCAUAUUUGGCAAGGUGAUGCCUGCACUAUAGACGAAAGUGCUGCAGCAGCCAUUUUUGCUGUCCAGAUGGAUGACUAUCUUGGGGGAACACCUGUUCAAUAUCGAGAGGUCCAGGGAUAUGAAUCGAAAACAUUUGUAGGUUACUUCAAAUCAGGUCUAAAAUACUUGCAAGGUGGUGUGGCAUCAGGGUUUAGGCAUGUGGUGUCUAAUGCAGCAGGAAGGCAUAGAGUCCUCCAUGUUACAGGCAGGCGAACGGUGCGGGCUACUGAGGUUCCUGUGAGCUGGGACAGCUUCAACCAGGGAGACUGUUUCAUUCUGGACCUUGGAGAUGAGAUCUACCAAUGGUGUGGCACAAAGAGCAAUCACUUUGAAAGGUUAAAGACCACCAAUGUUUCUAAGGGCAUCCGUGAUAACGAGCGAGCUGGAAGAGCAAAAUUGUAUAUAUGUGAGGAGGGGUUGGAGCCUGACAAAAUGCUGGAGAUUCUUGGACCGAAGCCUGAACUUCCUGAGUCCAACUGUGAUGACUCUGAGACGGAUUCAACGAAUAAAAAGAUGGCCACGUUAUACAAGGUGUCAGAUGCCAGUGGGGAUAUGUCCAUCACAAUGGUUGCAGCAGAGAAUCCAUUCUCUCAGGGUGCACUGGAGUCGACUGAUUGUUUUAUCUUGGACCAUGGUUGCAAUGGCAAGAUCUUUGUCUGGAAAGGUAAAGAAGCCAGCCCAGAAGAAAAGCGUGCAGGGAUGAAGGCUGCAGAAGAGUUCAUUAAAAAAAUGGGCUACCCAAAACACACACAGGUUCAGAUCCUGCCUGAAAAUGGAGAGACCCCUCUCUUUAAACAGUUCUUCAAAUCUUGGCAUGACAUUGCCCAGACUGAAGGGAUGGGAAAGGGUUACGUGUCCAACAAGAUCGCCAAAAUUAAGAAAGUUCCUUUUGAUGCAUCGACGCUCCAUGCCUCGAGUGCUAUGGCCGCUCAGCAUGGGAUGCUUGAUGAAGGGGAUGGAGAGAAAAAGAUUUGGCGUAUUGAAGGAUCAAACAAAGUGGACAUCGACCCCUCAACCUAUGGGCAGUUCUAUGGAGGAGACAGUUACAUCAUCCUGUACAACUAUCAUCAUGGGGAACGUCGGGGACAGAUAAUCUACAUUUGGCAGGGAGAGGAUUCCAGCCAGGAUGAGAAAGGAGCUUCCUCCAUCUUGGCCACUCAGCUGGAUGAGGAACUGGGUGGAGGAGCAGUGCAGGUCCGAGUGAUUCAAGGCAAGGAGCCUGUCCAGCUCAUGAGUCUUUUUGGAACACAACCAAUGGUGGUUUACAAAGGUGGGACUUCCAGAAAAGGUGGUCAGUCAAAAGCUUCACCCAUCCGUCUUUUUCAAGUUAGGUCCAAUGCUGCUGGAAAAACACGAGCAGUUGAAGUUAAUCCAGUGGCCUCUAACCUUAAUUCCAAUGAUGCGUUCAUUUUGCUGAAGCCAUCAGACUCCGUGCUAUGGGUUGGCCAAGGUGGCAGUGAUGUUGAAAAGCAUGGAGCUAAACAGCUCAGUGAGAUUUUAGGAGUGCAGGUUUCUGAAGUGACUGAAGGUGAAGAAGGAGGUGACUUUUGGGAAGCCCUCGGAGGGAAAACUGAAUACUGCACAUCUGAAAGGCUUAAGAGCAAAAUGGACACUCAUCCUCCCCAUCUGUUUGCUUGCUCUAACAAAACAGGACAGUUCCGUAUUGAGGAAGUCCCAGGGGAGAUGACACAAGAGGAUUUGGCUCCUGACGAUGUCAUGAUCCUGGACACUUGGGACGAGGUUUUUGUAUGGAUUGGAAAAGAGGCCAAUGAAGAAGAAAAAAAUGAAGCUGUAGCAUCAGCUGUCAGAUACAUCGAAACCCAUCCUGCAGUCAGAGACAAGCGGACUCCUGUUGUGAAGAUAUCACAGGGGUUUGAGCCUGCCACGUUCACAGGGUGGUUCCUGGGAUGGGAUUAUGAUUACUGGAGUUUGGACACAUUGCAUCGGGCAACAGCUAAUCUGAUGCACUGAACCUGUUGGUAUUAAAUUUCGAAAAUAAAAAAAAAAAAACACUGCA
This is a messenger RNA of Silurus meridionalis, 2396 nucleotides long. Its product is annotated as gelsolin-like. NCBI's taxonomy places the organism in Eukaryota, Metazoa, Chordata, Actinopteri, Siluriformes, Siluridae. The transcript has 16 exons. The record is from RefSeq and is a predicted model, not a curated record. Gene Ontology annotation, molecular function: actin filament binding; phosphatidylinositol-4,5-bisphosphate binding. Gene Ontology annotation, cellular component: cytoplasm; actin cytoskeleton. Bases 161 to 2350 code for a protein of 729 amino acids. Gene Ontology annotation, biological process: actin filament severing; barbed-end actin filament capping; actin polymerization or depolymerization.